AUGUCCGACUCUGCCACCAAAAACACAGCUCCCAUCGCCCUUCUCUCCGUUUACGAUAAGGAUGGGCUCUUGCCUUUCGCCAAGGGGCUCAAGGAGCUCGGCUUCAGGCUGCUCGGUAGCGGAGGUACUGCGAAGAUGAUCAGGGAAGCUGGUAUUGAGAUUGAGGACGUCUCAUCCAUCACCAACGCACCGGAGAUGCUCGGUGGACGGGUCAAGACCCUUCACCCCGCUGUCCACGGCGGUAUUCUCUCCCGGGACAUCCCCUCCGACCUUGCCGAUCUCGCUACCAACUCCAUCUCCCCCAUUACCCUCGUCGUUUGCAACCUCUACCCCUUCGUCCUGCAGACCAGCAAGCCCGACUGCACCCUUGCUUCGGCUAUCGAGGAGAUCGACAUCGGAGGUGUCACCCUUCUCCGUGCCGCAGCCAAGAACCACGCUCGCGUCUCGAUCAUCUCAUCCCCCUCGGACUACACCUCCAUCCUGGACGAAUGGCGCUCCAAGGGGUCGGUCUCGGAUGAGACCAAGCGUGGACUCGCGCUCAAAGCUUUCGAGAGCACCAAGAGCUACGACGAGGCCAUCGCGGACUACUUCAGGAAGAUGUACUCCUCGCCGGACUCCGAGAAGGGUAUGGAGGCCGCUGCUGGGGUCGGCUACCAGCGUUUAGGGUUGAGGUAUGGAGCCAACCCGCACCAGAAGCCAGCUCAGGCAUUCGUCGAGACAGGAGAAAUGCCAGUCACCGUCCUGUCCGGCUCGCCCGGCUACAUCAACUUGCUCGACGCUCUCAACUCGUGGGCGCUCGUCAAGGAGCUGUCUGCUGCUCUCAACCUCCCCGCUGCUGCUUCCUUCAAGCACGUCUCGCCCGCUGGAGCUGCGGUCGGACUCGAGCUUGACGAAAGAGAGAAGAAGGUGUUCGGUGUGGAGGACCUGAAGGAGCUGUCAAGCUUGGCUUGCGCGUACGCCCGGGCACGAGGUGCGGACCGCAUGUCGUCCUUCGGCGACUUUAUCGCUCUUUCCCACACCGUCGACACCCCCACCGCCAAGAUCAUCUCCCGGGAAGUCUCGGACGGAGUCAUCGCUCCUGGAUACGAGCCAGAAGCACUUGAGAUCUUGAAGAAGAAGAAGGGCGGAAAGUACUGUGUUCUCCAGAUGGACCCCAACUACGAGCCACCAGCGAUCGAGACCCGCCAGGUCUACGGUAUCUCGAUGCAACAAAAGCGGAAUGACUGCAAGAUCGAUGCUUCUCUCUUCGAGAACGUGGUCACCAAGAACAAGGAGGUACCCAAGCAGGCCAUCAUCGACCUCACUGUCGCUACUCUUGCUCUGAAAUACACCCAAUCCAACUCGGUCUGCUACGCCCUCAACGGUACCGUCAUCGGUCUUGGUGCCGGCCAACAAUCGCGUAUCCACUGCACCCGACUCGCAGGAGACAAGGCAGACAACUGGUGGCUCCGUCAUCACCCGCGCGUCCUCGACCUUCCCUUCAAGAAGGGUACCAAGCGGGCCGACAAGGCCAACGCCAUUGACCUGUUCGUCACAUCUCAGGCGUACGCUGCCGAGGGUGGUGAGAGGGCGCAAUGGGAGAGCCUGUUCGACUCGGUACCCGAGGAGUUGACAGCAGCGGAGAAGAAGGAGCACAUGGCGCAGCUCAAGGGGGUGGUUUGCUCUUCGGACGCAUUCUUCCCUUUCCCGGACAAUGUGCACCGCGCGAGGAAGAGCGGAGCGACGUAUCUUGCUGCGCCGGGUGGAAGUAUCAUGGAUGCCGAGUGUAUCAAGGCGGCGGACGAGAUGGAUAUGGUGUUCUGCCACACCACGCUGCGAUUGUUCCACCAUUAG
Dioszegia hungarica is the source of this 1833-nucleotide messenger RNA. RefSeq names its product cytidine deaminase-like protein. Bases 1 to 1833 code for a protein of 610 amino acids. Gene Ontology annotation, cellular component: cytosol. The record is from RefSeq and is a predicted model, not a curated record. The transcript is spliced from 9 exons. Gene Ontology annotation, molecular function: phosphoribosylaminoimidazolecarboxamide formyltransferase activity; IMP cyclohydrolase activity. Lineage: Eukaryota; Fungi; Basidiomycota; Tremellomycetes; Tremellales; Bulleribasidiaceae. Gene Ontology annotation, biological process: 'de novo' IMP biosynthetic process.